CCCCGCCCUGCCCUGCCCUGCCCUGCCCUGCCCUGAAUGUCGGACGGAGCCGAGGGGCCCGCGGGGGGCCCCCCUGGCUCCCCCACCCACGACUCUGCCGGUGACUCCGAGCCGCGGAUCAUCAAAGUCACGGUGAAGACUCCGAAGGAGAAGGAGGAGUUCGCCGUUUCCGAGACCAGCAGCAUCCGGCAGUUCAAGGAAGAAAUCUCUAAGCGUUUCAAGUCCCACACUGAUCAGCUUGUGUUGAUAUUUGCUGGAAAAAUUUUAAAAGAUCAAGAUACUUUGACUCAGCAUGGAAUUCAUGAUGGACUCACUGUUCACCUGGUUAUCAAAACACAAAACAGAUCACAAGACUACCCAGCUCAACAGGCAAACACCACUGGGAGUACUGCUACUACAUCAACAUCAAGCAGUAGCACCUCAACAUCAGCGUCAACAAAUAGCAAUCCCUUUGGCUUGGGUGGCCUUGGAGGUUUGGCAGGCCUGAGUAGCUUGGGCUUAAAUACUUCAAACUUCUCGGAGUUGCAAAGUCAGAUGCAACGACAACUUAUGUCCAACCCGGAAAUGAUGGUUCAGAUAAUGGAGAAUCCAUUUGUUCAGAGCAUGCUUUCAAAUCCCGACCUGAUGAGGCAGUUAAUUAUGGCUAACCCUCAAAUGCAGCAACUGAUACAGAGAAAUCCAGAAAUCAGUCACAUGCUGAAUAAUCCAGAUAUAAUGAGACAGACACUAGAACUUGCUAGAAACCCUGCAAUGAUGCAGGAAAUGAUGCGAAACCAGGACCGAGCGCUGAGCAACCUUGAAAGUAUACCAGGGGGAUACAAUGCCUUGCGGCGUAUGUACACAGACAUUCAGGAGCCAAUACUGAAUGCAGCACAGGAGCAGUUUGGAGGUAACCCAUUUGCUUCUUUAGUAAGCAACGCAUCAGCAGGAGACAAUCAGCCAUCUCGUACAGAAAAUAGAGAUCCUCUGCCAAAUCCAUGGGCUCCUCAGUCUAGCUCACAGACUUCCACAACAAAUAACGGCACUAGUGGUGAGAGCAGUGGCAGCAGUAAUGCUGAAAACAGCACUUCAGGCACAACGGGACAGAACUCAGCUGGACCGAAUUUGGGACCUGGGCUUGGAGCUGGUAUGUUCAAUACACCAGGAAUGCAGAGCUUAUUACAGCAGAUAACAGAAAAUCCACAACUUAUGCAGAAUAUGUUGUCUGCACCCUACAUGAGAAGCAUGAUGCAAUCGUUAAGCCAGAAUCCUGAUCUUGCAGUACAGAUGAUGUUGAAUAAUCCUUUAUUUGUUGGAAAUCCUCAACUUCAGGAACAAAUGAGACAACAACUUCCAACUUUCCUUCAGCAAAUGCAGAAUCCUGACACGUUAUCAGCUAUGUCAAACCCCAGAGCAAUGCAGGCUCUGCUGCAGAUUCAGCAGGGCUUGCAGACAUUAGCAACAGAAGCACCGGGGCUUAUACCAGGGUUUAAUCCUGGCUUGGGUGGAGUGGGAAGCAGCGGAGCUCCUACAGCAUCCACUGUACCUAGUUCUGUUUCUACUGAAAAUACAAACCCACCUUCAGGAACUGCUGAACCUGGUCACCAGCAGUUUGUCCACCAGAUGUUGCAGGCACUUGCUGGUGCAAAUGCUCAGAUGAGCACUUAGAUAACUUGUGCUUGAAAUCUGCAGCUUGCAUUUUGGACCAGAAGGGCAUGUGUGCCUGAAGGUUGUCUCUUCAUUUUCCUGCUUUCUUUUCUUCUGCUGUGGAUCAAGUGACCUGACAGGAUUGUCUGCAAAACUGCCUUGCCUGAUCAUCAAACUCCUGCUAGAAAAUGUAACUGAUGCCAAAACAAAGAAAUCUAAAAGUUAUGAUGAUCUGAACUGACAGUUAUAAUUUAAAAGACUCAGAAUGCAUGCAUUCAGUAUUGGCAAUACAACUGCAAAAUAGCUGGUUUUGUAAAGGAUGUGGUCUGCCUAAUUUUCUUCCUGGUUCAGUGACUGCAUAUACUGGGUUGACCCUGACUGGAUGCCAAAGCUACUGUAUCCCUCCCCUCUGCAGCUGGACAUGGGCAAGAAAAUAUAAAAGAUGGUUCAUGGGUUGAGAUAAGAACUGGGAGAGAUUGCUCAUCAAAUACUGUCAUGGGAAAAACAGGCUGGAAUUAGAUAUAUUAGCUGAAUUUAUUAGUAACAAAAUCAGAGCAGGAUAAUGGGGAGUAUAAAAAACAACUUCCCCCUAUUCCUCCCUCCUUUCUAGCUCUACCUCCUGUCCCCAUCAGUGCAGGGAGAGAGGGAAUAGGGGUUAUGGUCAGUUCAUCACAAGUUUUUUUCUUCCACUGCUUAGGGAGAGUUAUUCCCCUGCUCCAGCAGGGGGUCCCUGCCAUGGGAGACAGUUCUCCAAGAACUUCUCCAGCAUGGGUCCAUCUCAUGGGCAACAGUUCUCUACAAACUGCUGCAGUGGAUCACUGUUCCUGGGGUGCAGUCCUUCAUGAACAGGCUGCUCUAGUGUGGGUCCCCCACAGAGUCACAUCCUACAGGAAACCUACUCCAGCAUGGGCUUCUCUCUCCACAGGUGUGCAGGUCCCUGCCAGGACCCUGCUCCAGCACAGGUUUUUCACAGGGUGGCAGCCUCUUCUCAGGCAUACACCUGCUCCAGCCUGGGGCUCCUCCACCAGCUGCAGGUGGAUCUCUGCAUCCCCAUGGACCUCCACGGGCUGCAGGGCACAGCUGCCUCACCAUGGGCCAUACCAGGGGCUGCAGCAGAACCUUAGCUCUGGUGCACAAAACACCUCCCUCUCUUUCUGCACUGACCUUGGUGACUGCAGAGUUGUUCCUCUCACGUGUUCUCACCCUGUUCUUUUCUGGCUGCAGUUACAUCUGUGCAAUCAUGUUUUUUCCCCACAGAUUUCUUAAAUCUGUUAUCACAGGAGUGUUACCACCAUUUCUGACUGGCCCAGCCUUGGCCAGCAAUUCCCAUGUGUCUGGGAGCCAGCUGGAUUGGUUCUGCAGGGGGUGGAGGAAGUUUCCAGCAGCUUCUCACAGAAGCCACC
Pyrgilauda ruficollis (rufous-necked snowfinch) is the source of this 3029-nucleotide messenger RNA. RefSeq names its product ubiquilin 1 (gene UBQLN1). NCBI's taxonomy places the organism in Eukaryota, Metazoa, Chordata, Aves, Passeriformes, Passeridae. The record is from RefSeq and is a predicted model, not a curated record. Gene Ontology annotation, cellular component: cytosol. Bases 37 to 1647 code for a protein of 536 amino acids. The transcript is spliced from 11 exons. Gene Ontology annotation, biological process: ubiquitin-dependent protein catabolic process. Gene Ontology annotation, molecular function: polyubiquitin modification-dependent protein binding.